This is a messenger RNA of Pseudonaja textilis, 2208 nucleotides long. It is a transcript of the gene MYZAP, whose product is annotated as myocardial zonula adherens protein. NCBI's taxonomy places the organism in Eukaryota, Metazoa, Chordata, Lepidosauria, Squamata, Elapidae. Gene Ontology annotation, molecular function: transcription elongation factor activity. The record is from RefSeq and is a predicted model, not a curated record. Gene Ontology annotation, biological process: transcription elongation by RNA polymerase II; intracellular signal transduction. Gene Ontology annotation, cellular component: intracellular anatomical structure; nucleus; I band.
UCGUCUGCCUCGCGGGGCGGCGGAGCGGCUCACUUGGUCCGAGGAGGCGCCGCGCCCGGCCGCGGCGGAGGCUGCGGGGAGCGGCCGAGAUGCUGCGCUACAGGUCGGGGCUGACGGUGACCCACACCAAGCCGAGGCAGCCGCAGAGCAAGCGGAAGGCAAACAUCUGUCGGCUGCGCUUAACUCUGCCCCCGGAAGAAAACUGGCCUCCUAGGGGAGGGACAAAUGCUGCUGAGAAGACCCCAAAGCAACUCUACCAAGCGCCUGGGGGAUUGUCUGCUGGGGACUUAAAGCACGGUGUUGUGUACGGUGUGGUGCACCGGUCUGAUGACAACCACAACAAAGAAAUGGUGGUUUAUGGAUGGUCAGCUCACCAACUGAAAGAAGAAAUGAGAUAUAUACGAGAUGUGAGAUUAACAUUGGAAAGAGUAAGAAACAAAAUGUAUGGCGAAUACGAUGAAAUGAAACGCAAAAUCCACGAGCUCUCAAGUGAGCUGACAGUGUCACACGCUGAGCAGGCAUCCCUAGAAAGCCACAUCCAGGUGCACGCGGCAGCCCUGGAGAGUUUCCGCGAAAUGAGCAGUUCGCUCACCUCAGCAUCCAUUGAGCUGCAGAAAACCUUAGUUGAUGUUACUUUGGAGAAUACAGUUAUACGUGACCAGAUACAUAACCUGAAACAAACUCACGAACAAUCCAUGGAAAAGCUGAAGGAAAAGCAGAAGGAACUGGAAACUGCUAAGGUGGAAAAUGAAUUGCUCCGUCUCAAGGUGGAAAGCUCACAAGAAGCAAAUGCAGAAGUCAUGAGAGAGAUGACCAGGAAACUAUACAGUCAGUAUGAGGAAAAGCUCCAAGAGGAAGAACGGAAGCAUAAACUUGAGAGAGAAACUCUCCUUUUGGAAACGAAUCGUUUACUUAUGGCCAUUGAGGAUGCAAAUAAGAAGAUGAGACUUACAGAGACAAGUUUGCAGGAAAAAGAUCAACGGAUUGGAGAGCUGGAUCGACUCAUUCAGCGCAUGGAAAAUGAGCGCCAUCAGUUGCAAAAGCAAUUAAUAGAGUAUGAAAUGCAGCUACAAAGAGCGGCUCUCUACGACCAGUCCAGCCAACCAAGGUCCCUCAAGCUGGAGGAAAUUACUGACAGUCUCCGAGAACGAAUCCAGCACCUGGACGACAUGGUUCUGUGUCAGCAGAAGAAAGUCAAGCACAUGGUUGAGGAGAUAGAGCUACAAAAGAGAAAGUUGAAAGAAAAGGAAAUCUUUAUAUUACAACUUUUAGAGAAAAUCUCUUUUCUUGAGGGAGAGAACAAGGAACUGCAGGACCGUUUGGAUUACCUGCGGGAGACCCAAUCCAGGCCUGAAGUGGACACCAGAGACGUUGGGGUGGAAUGUGACCUCCCUGCCAGCCCCCCAAACGGAAGCCAGCUGCCUCUGGAAGUGCUGAAGCCAGCCAGGACCUACCGUCCAUUCAUGCGAGUCCUGGAAUAUUCUUCCAAGCACCACCCCCUGGGCCCGGCAGCCCCCUGCCAGUGAGGCCAUGCCCAGCCGGCUAGCUCGAUGGGCGGAGGGGAGCAAGCAGGCGGGCCGCUUCUGAGGCCCGCGAGGCCACAAAGGGGAGAAGGCAGCCCUGCUGCGCCUUGCAAGAGGCUUCUGUCCAGGGAUUCUGGGAAAAGAAAUGGAUCCGGGAUCCAAACUUCAUCCAGGAUGGCAGAUUUUCAUGCUUCUGUUGGAAAAAUAGUCACUGUGGUGACUUGGCUUCUGGCGGCAGCUACAGCCCGAAAGAGGUUGCCACAUGGCAUGGACGAGGCCACAAGUACCCAGUGAAAGCCUUCCUCUGUGUGGGCGUGUAAAGGUUUGGCCCCUCCAGCUUUCUGAGCUAAGGGCCCUCUGCUCAUCACCUCACUAUUUGCAGGCGCUGCUUUGCGCAGGGGAGCCUUCCACACCUGCCUUUCCAUGGAUCCAGGAAACUCUGCCCAGGCCUAACGUGCCAGUACAUGCUGCUUGUAAAGAUCCAGUUCAGAUCUGCAGUUUUAUAAGCCCAGAUUUCCUACGCAUUUAUCCCUUAAGGUCUUUUAACGGAACGUCCCAGGACGUCACAGAGACCCUUGAAUAAAGUUGUUGUUCUCUAUGUUGUUCCACUACUUUUAGUAAGAUCACAUUAUUUUUAAGUGCAUCGUAUGCAUAGAAAGGUGAAAUAAAUGCUAUAUACCAACAA